Messenger RNA from Punica granatum (pomegranate), 1612 nucleotides. NCBI's taxonomy places the organism in Eukaryota, Viridiplantae, Streptophyta, Magnoliopsida, Myrtales, Lythraceae. The record is from RefSeq and is a predicted model, not a curated record.
AAAUUUGCAUUUAUUUAAAAAAAAAAUGGAUGGCGACAGAUGUCGGGAACAUUGCUUAUGAAAGAGACAGAUACAAUGGAAGCAAAGCAAAGUGCUGGAAGGAGUUGAGAUGUAUUAUUUAAGUGUACGGAUUCUCCACUACCAAAUGCCCAACAAUUUUCGACCUUUGUCAUCGAUGGAUUGAUGAUGAUGGCCAUGCCGGAUUCUGCUUGGGAGCUUCCCCUUGAUUUGACGGCCGAAAUCCUGUCGAGGCUCCCCGUCAGGACCCUCGUCCGCUUCGAGUCCGUCUGCAACUCAUGGCGCCGCUUAAUCCAGUCCCCGAGCUUCAUCUCCCUUCACCUCAACCGAUCAGCCAAUCUCGGCGACGGCGCUCGGUCUCUCCUCGUCAAGCAUCGCUCUCCCGCCACGGAUAAGCGCCUCAUCUCGCUGCUCUCCGGCGACAGCCUUGAGAUGGUUUCCCCUGUCGAUAUCCCUCGUCACAUGUACUCGCCCAACUUGAAGGUCGUCGGGUCCUGCAACGGCCUCGUCUGCUUGUCUCACGACUGCUUCUGCAAUUUCGGGGCGCCCAUAUUCCUUUGGAACCCUGCCACUCGAGAAUCCCGGGCUCUGCCGAAAUUCGCCAUUUCCCCGGAAAAUCUGCGUCUGCCAAAAGCCCGUUUUCAUGUUGCUCAUGGAUUCGGGUACCAUCACGCUAUAGAUGACUACAAGGUGGUGAGAAUCGCAUUCGAGUAUUCCCGGAACAUGGCUUGCUUCCGAGCGGAGUUGUUCGCUCUCAGUGAAGGUUUGUGGCGGGAAGUACCUGCUUUACCUUGCCGAGUUUAUUCCCCGGGUUGUGUCGUUUUGAAUGGAGUCCUAUACUGGCUUGCUUAUGACUGUGGCUCGGAUGGUCUCAUGCUCAUCUUGUCAUUUGAUUUGCGGGAUGAGGUUUUCCGUCGAGUUUACUUGCCUGAUUUGGGUUAUCGGCCGGAUAGCUAUUUCUUGAGGCUCACAGUGUAUGAGCGGUCGCUCUGUUUGAUGGCCUACAAAGACGGAGGACGGGCUCAACGCUGGGAUUUGUGGGUGAUGUAUGGUGGAGCUGGGGAGGAAUCUUGGACGAAAAGAUCGAGUAUCGGACCCAUCAUUCAUAGGCCGUUAGCUUGUGGCGCGAAUGGUGAGAUUUUGGUGGCAAAGAGUGAUGGGACCCUGGCUAUUUAUGAAGCAAGCAGCGAGACAUUUGGAUAUCUACCCAUUAAGGUGUCCCCGUAUAGCCCGGAUUUCCAUUUUUAUAUCGAAAGUCUAGUUCCUGCCACAAGAUAAGGUUCAGAAGCUGCUGUCGUCUUACCGACAGAGUUGAGAUGGUGUCCGCAGCAGGCGAUGGUCAAGCUCUUUGGUUCGUUAGGAGAUGAGAUCACUUUCACCGCGCUGCAUACUCUCCGUGACUAUCCUAAAUGGCCUCUGCAGUUUAAUGUUCCAAAAAUGUUAAGAGUGCUAAGAAUAUAACAGAUGCUUCCGAAGAUUUUCUGAACUUUUGCCUCGUUUUUCUCAUCUUUUACGAGUCCGAACACUUAUGUCGAUGUUUUACUUGUCCCGACAUCCUCGGUCCUUCUAUCAAUAUAUACUCAUGUUUCCUGCA